This is a messenger RNA of Gigantopelta aegis, 2274 nucleotides long. RefSeq names its product acid-sensing ion channel 2-like. Lineage: Eukaryota; Metazoa; Mollusca; Gastropoda; Neomphalida; Peltospiridae. Gene Ontology annotation, molecular function: ligand-gated sodium channel activity. The transcript is spliced from 12 exons. Gene Ontology annotation, biological process: sodium ion transmembrane transport. The record is from RefSeq and is a predicted model, not a curated record. Gene Ontology annotation, cellular component: membrane. Bases 1 to 2157 code for a protein of 718 amino acids.
AUGCGUUAUUCCGUGCAAUUUGACAAGCGAAGUGCAGAAUACAUCGCCAAUAACAUUGGGAUCUCUGCUUUAAAAUAUGUCUUAGGACAGGGUGUUUCCAGACUUCGAAGGUUCGUCUGGCUUCUUGUUAUUCUCCUGGCGUCUGCGUGGAUGAUCUGGAACAUUCAGGGCCGUGUCAACUACUUCCUGUCUCGACCUUCCGCCAUCACAACAGAAAUGAAGUUCAAGGACAAACUUAUGUUCCCAAAAGUCACGAUAUGUAACCAAAACAUGUUCAGAUCCAGUAAAGUGUUUGAGAAUGUAGACAGACCGCGGAUGUCCCCCACUGUGUACGAAGCUGUUGACCGCUAUUUGUUUAGUCUUUGGGACGAUAUCGACAGCACGUCUUUGAAGUACCACGACAUCAACAAGUACGACUCCAUCCUGUCUGACAUCAACGUCACUGAGUUCUACAAGAGGGUCUCACACCAAAAAACUACGCUCAUUCAAAGGUGCGUGUGGAAAGGUGAGCUGUGCGGUCCAGAAAACUUCACGGAGGUCUUCACUAACAUGGGAGUGUGCUACCAGUUCAGUAUCAGCCCAGAUGACAGACUCACUGAUAAAGCAAAACCGGUUAAACAGGUAUUCUUUCACGACCCCUGCGCGUGCUGUAUCCUCACCGUCGUGCAGGGAUACAAAGAUGGCGGCCUGACCCUUGACCUCUUCAUUGAGCAGUAUGACUACAUGCGAGAUCCUCAGACCCAGGCCGGAGCACUUGUGGUUAUCACUGAUCACAACGAAACCGAGGCCUUAGCCAAGGAACAGGGCAUUGGAGUUAGCGUCGGUCAAUAUGUAUCUAUUGGUCUUCAGCAAAGAGAAACCAUCGACCUUCCACCCCCACAUGGUGAAUGUGGAACCACUGAAUUGGACAACUACCCCGAUGACGUCCCUUACAGCUACCAGAAAUGUCACCUGAACUGCCUGACGUCAUUCAUCAAGAGGAAAUGUGGCUGCGUCAGCGUAUAUAUGCCUGGAGAUGACGUACCCAAAUGUACUUUACUCAGGAACGUAGAAUGUGUCACACCUAAUGAAGAAUUAUUCUACCUCACUGGUCAGAUCACGCAGUGCACCUGUCCGUCUCCCUGUGAGUCUGUCAUCUACUCCACAUUGCUAUCGCUCGUUAAGUUCUCCAACCCGUUUAGACAAGAGUCGGCGCUUCUGGAGGCUCCGGUGUCCCUGUCUGAUGUGAACAGAGCCAGAUACAUCCACGCCUGGGCUCUGCUCAACAUACUAAACCCCGACUUUACUGACCAUUUAGCAAAGUUGGGUAUCGCACUCGACGAAUACAAGAAGAUUAGACAAAAAUAUUAUACUGCGAUGGACAUGGUUCUGGCUGAAGUCCAAUAUUUGAUGGAUGUUGUUUCAGAGCACGACUUGGUGAAUGACAUGAUGAUGGGGAUAAACCCACAACAAGAAGCAAACAUUACACGGCAGGAGCUCCACAAAGCUCUACAAUGCAUCAAACGGAAUCACUGGGAGUCAGCAUAUGGUCACAAGAAAAUUAAUUCGUGGAUGACAGCAAAUGACGAUAUGGACAUUGACUUCGUAAUGGUAGAAGACUUUAUAAACCAUGAUCCGGUUUCUUACGUUUUGUUUGAGGAAGAAAAUGUCCAGGAGAGCAUUGCAUGUUUUCUAAAAGAUCAGAAACUGUUCUUCAACUGUUCUCUCGCCGCUAUCAAGAUGCAGGAUCUGAAUCUCUCACACUGGAACAGUUCCUCCUUAACCCAAGACACACUGGACCUUGUGUCUGAAAUGGACAUGGUUUACAAGGUUUUCGACACCAAAACGAGACGGGCCGUGGACGAAUUUGAAAAUUAUAUGAACGACGUGCGUGAAGUAGCUCUAAGGCCAUACCGGAAAUUCACGUCCAGCUUCUACAGUGACAAUUUGUUGAAGAUUGAAAUCUACUUCAAAGAUCUUGGCGUGCAAGAAUCGAAGAAAUCGCCAUCAUAUUCUGCAGAAGGUCUUGUGUGUGAUAUUGGUGGCAGUAUUGGGUUGUGUCUUGGUGGCAGCAUCUUGACCCUCGUUGAGCUUUUUGACAUUAUCGCUGUUAUAUGUGGAGAACGGAAGAAAAAACGGACAGAUCUGCCGUUAACUGUGAAGAAGGAAGCUGGUUAGAACUUCCCCAACUCUUGAUUGGAUAAUUUUGCAUAGAAACUACGCCACGGGACAGAAUAUCCCACGUGACACAUGUAUAUUACUAUAUUUCAUUUAUUUUACAGUCAUUGGCUGUUA